GACUCUCUCUCCAUCGCUCCCGACGAUCGGCAUGAUGCUUCCGACGAAGGCGGAGAUGCACCACCACCCGAGCACCAGCAAGAAGGCGGUCGUCACGGAAGCCGCCGUGGACGUGUGCCUCGCGGGGGCGGCCGUGGCCGGCGCCGCGCUGCUGGCGUGGUGGGCCGUCGCGUUCCACCCGACCUACGCCCACCUCUGGAUGGUGCCGCUCGGCCUCGUGCUCGCCGGCACCCCGCCCGUCGUCUGCCUCGCGCUCCGCUGCUCCGGCGACGGCGGCCCGCGCGUGCCGCUGCCGCGAUCGUUGCCCACAGUGCCCACAGCAUGUAGUACGUACGCGUACUUCUCACCAGGGGCGGAGCCAGGUUCAGUUUAAAGGGGGUGCUGAAACCCUUUCAAUUAAACUAACUUCAUGUCUUAUGUGCAAAAUUCAGGAUAAACAGCUAACAUUUACUUGGACUUGCACGGGUUGAGGGGGUGCUGUUUCUCACAUCAUGCGUAUGAAUGUGUUGGAGUAUUUUAUUCUUUAGUUCCAUUUGAAUUUUCGACUGGAAGUAUGUACAGAUCAGUGGAGUGUGGUAUUUUGGCGUAAAAAUGCAUGUGAGAAUGUAAAUCACAACAACCUUAAUUAACCUCAAA
Setaria italica (foxtail millet) is the source of this 636-nucleotide messenger RNA. RefSeq lists its product as uncharacterized. The transcript has a single exon. The record is from RefSeq and is a predicted model, not a curated record. Lineage: Eukaryota; Viridiplantae; Streptophyta; Magnoliopsida; Poales; Poaceae. Bases 32 to 373 code for a protein of 113 amino acids.